GCCUCGCCUUGCCUCUCCGCACUACUAGCUAACUAGCUAGCUCGCUCGUCAUUGCCCAACCUCGCCUUUACGCACGCAGCCGGAUCUAUAGCACAUCACAUGCACCAUGAAGCUCGCUGCUCUCUUCUUCGCCGUGGCGGCGGCCAGUGCUCCCGCUCCGGCGGCGGCGAGUCCUAUCGAGCGCCGCGAGCUGGGCGGUGUAAGUCACCGAUUCAGAGUUUUUCUCGAAGACCCGGGGAGGGGGGGGGGACAAAGCUAACCUGCAGUGACAAGGUGCUCAUCUGCAACGGCGCCAACGCAAAGGGCUACUGCCAGUACAGCGUCUACAAGCUCGACACGUGUUACAACCUACCGCAGCAGCUCAAGCGCAACGCGGCGACGUUUGUUCCCGACGCGGACAAGUUUUACUGCUACCCGUACCUGUAAGAGCCAACCUGAGAUAGAUGCCCCCCCCCCCGGGC
Messenger RNA from Lasiosphaeria miniovina, 461 nucleotides. RefSeq lists its product as uncharacterized. The record is from RefSeq and is a predicted model, not a curated record. Lineage: Eukaryota; Fungi; Ascomycota; Sordariomycetes; Sordariales; Lasiosphaeriaceae. Bases 100 to 426 code for a protein of 108 amino acids. The transcript has a single exon.